Panicum virgatum (switchgrass) is the source of this 1775-nucleotide messenger RNA. RefSeq names its product protein DETOXIFICATION 27-like. The coding region runs from base 158 to 1597 and encodes 479 amino acids. Gene Ontology annotation, biological process: xenobiotic detoxification by transmembrane export across the plasma membrane. The record is from RefSeq and is a predicted model, not a curated record. Gene Ontology annotation, molecular function: antiporter activity; xenobiotic transmembrane transporter activity. Gene Ontology annotation, cellular component: membrane. The transcript has 8 exons. Lineage: Eukaryota; Viridiplantae; Streptophyta; Magnoliopsida; Poales; Poaceae.
GAGCAUUAGUGAGUUGCUUGCUCGGUCGUGCGCUCCGGCCCGUCCCUCUCCCUCCAGCAUAUACUACAACAGCGCCUCAUAUAUACGUGGCGAUUAAGCCUCGAUCUAGCCGGGCGGCUGAUUCGACUGCGAGCGGCCUCAUUCCCCGCGGGCCGGCAUGGAGGGUCAGAGCGCGGCGCCGCUGCUCCCGAGGAUCCCGCCGCCGGAGAAGAGGGGCGGAGGACGGCGCCUGGCGGAGGAGGUGUGGGAGGAGUCCAAGAAGCUGGGGGAGGUCGUCGGCCCGGCGGUGUUCAUAAACCUGGUGUUCUCCUCCAUGAACAUCGUCAGCCAGUCCUUCGCCGGCCACCUCGGCGACCUCGACCUCGCCGCCUUCGCCAUGGCCAACACCGUGGUCGACGGCUUCAACUUCGCCAUGCUGCUCGGCAUGGCGAGCGCCCUGGAGACGCUCUGCGGCCAGGCCUACGGGGCGAAGCAGCACCACAUGCUGGGCAUCUACAUGCAGCGCUCGUGGCUCAUCCUCCUCUCCUUCGCCGUCCUCCUCUCCCCGAUGUACGUCUUCAGCGGGCAGCUGCUCGCCGCGCUGGGCCAGUCCGCCGAGCUGUCGCGCGAGGCGGGCUCCGUCAGCCUGCGCUUCCUGCCGUCGCACUUCAUGUACGCCGUCCUCCUGCCGGUCGUUACGUUCCUGCAGUGCCAGCGCAAGAACUGGGUCACCGCGGCCGCGGCGGCGGCGGUGUUCGCCGUGCACGUCGCCACCACGUGGCUGCUGGUGAGCUGCCUCGGGCUCGGGAUCUUCGGCGUGGCCAUGGCGUUCAACCUGUCCUGGGUGGCCUUCGCGGCGCUGCUGCUCACCUACGCGCUCGGCGGCGGGUGUCCGGAGACGUGGACCGGGUUCUCGACGUCGGCGUUCGUGGGCUUGAAGGAGUUCGUCGCCUUGUCCGCGUCCUCGGGUGUCAUGGUGUGCUUGGAGAAUUGGUACUACCGGAUAUUGGUUUUCCUCACGGGUUUCAUGAAGAACGCCGAGCUAUCUGUGGAUGCAUUGUCUAUCUGUAUGAGUUUGACUAGCUGGGAGAUGAUGAUCCAUAUGGGAUUUUUAGCAGGCACUGGGGUGAGGGUAGCUAAUGAGCUUGGCGCGGCCAAUGGACAAGGUGCAAAGUUUGCCACGAUCGUGUCCACGACUACGUCCUUUCUGAUCAGCCUCUUCGUUAGUUUGCUCGCCCUGAUUUUCCACGACAAACUCGCGAUAAUCUUCUCGUCAAGCCAGGCCGUGAUCGACGCGGUUGAUCACAUCUCCGUUCUGCUCGCGCUCACCAUUCUCCUCAACGGGAUCCAACCUGUGCUCUCCGGAGUAGCUAUUGGAUCAGGCUGGCAAGGAGUGGUUGCUUAUGUUAACAUCGGAAGUUACUACUUGAUCGGUGUUCCUCUUGGUGUUCUGCUAGGAUGGGGUUUCAACUACGGGGUUCCUGGAAUAUGGGCUGGAAUGAUCGGCGGCACAAUGAUGCAGACUCUAAUCCUGGCAUUUAUCACCCUUCGAUGUGAUUGGAAUGAAGAGGCGCUGAAAGCUGGUAACAGAGUGCGGCAAUGGAGUAGCACCAAGUGAGCUAGGAGCCUAUCGGCAGCAAUUAGUUGUAGUUUAUAUCUUCGUCUCUCUUAUCACAUGUUUUCGGCAGCUUUUUUUAUAUUCGUAGAUAUGUAUCUAAAUAUAUUUAUACAUCUAGUUGAUACUAAAAAUCUAAAUCUGUGAAUCUAGAAAAAUCAAAGCGAUGUAUGUUCUGGAA